AUGUCUCUCUUUUCUCCUAAGGUCGGCGACAACAACGAGUCAGGCUCAGGAGGUCAAGCACCAACACCAUGGCAAGACUUGAGGAAUGAGCAGGAUAGGGAGGUUUUUGAGGUCUGUAGUCGACGUCUCCAGCGUGGGUACACACCAAGUCAGAAUAUCCACAAGGCUCUUAUCAGUUCUAUCCGGUCUUCGUUUCUUGCUUCCUUGAAUGGGAGCCAGCGAGCCAGUCUGAUGAACGGGGACUCCUCGGGUGUCCAGCGGUCGACUUCUGGAGAUGAGGAUCUCCAAGACUUUCAACAACCGUGGUACCAGCCUCGGCACCACCCGUGCUAUGCCUCGCCAGAUCAAGAGUACUCGUCGGGAUCCUUUGAGAAGGAGGCACAUCAGCGUCGGGAGGAGGAGCUUUUGGAAGUCAUCGCACAGUUGGAGAAGGACUUGCAAGAACUGCAUAACUCGACUGUGGAACUGCAGACCAGACUUCAUGAAAGUGAAGAGCGAAACGAGCGCAUGGUUGUAGAACAUGAUUGUGCCUUGCGGCACGUCAAGGAGGAAUACGACCACCAAAUCCAUGAUACCAAGAAACGCACAAAACGAUUCUACGAUGAGACUGUGCGGAAACGCCAGCGCGAUGAAGGCAAACGUCUCGAGGCACUCCAAGAACAACUCUCCCAAACCCAAGCAGCCAACAAGGACCUUCGGACCACCAUCCGAGGAUUACAGCGUGAACGACUUGAUGCGGAGCAAGACCAAAGGGAUGAUCUUUCGGUGUUGUGUCUCUUUAUUGAGAAUGAGUUGGGUCCUAUGGUGUCUGACCUUGCUGGCGGUAAAGAUAAUGGCGGUGUUAUACAGUUGCAGGCUGUUGGGGCUUUUAAGUGUCGUCGACCUUCGACUAUCAACACUGCCACCACUGCUAUUACUAAAGGCAACCUCUACGAUCACGACCUUACGCCCACAACAGCUGUACCCCAUCCUUUCCCUAUCCCUCUCCCCACUCCAUCCUCACAAGACAACUCCCCACCCAAACCAAGCACAACAACAGCAACCAGACAAUGCACCUCCCCACGUGGUCAGAAGUGUAUAUCCCUCCUCAAACAGCUCCAAUCAGCCCUUUCCAUCUUCGCAAACGCCACCGCUGUAACAACACCCACGACCACAACUCCCCACGACCCCUACAAGGCGUCCUCUAUGCCGUACCCAGCAGGAGAAGGACUUCAACAGGAGGAGUCUGCAAAGACACCUGCACCGUUCCGAACGACCCACAGUCGAUACACCGGCACUGCCACCACGCAUGGACGACACGUCGCUCUGACAGAAGAACACUUGGUCCGAAUCCAUGAGACAGAACAACUCGAGGACUUGAACUCUCGACGGGCAUGGAAGCGGUAUAGCGAUAGUAGUAGCGCUAGCAGUGGGCAUACCGUCGUUGCACCCGCACUUCCACCAAUGCCUUUCCGGCAGAUUGUCCUCUCAAAGAUCACCGGCACUCCAACGACAGCAGCCGUGACACCACCACCGCCACUAGCAACAAACCCUCGUGUUCCCUCAGUAUCUGAGAAACCACCAGCCUCGGUCUCGAUAUCCACCCCAAUCAGCGUGACGACCACCGCCAUAUCUAGUCCCCAAAAGCAUAUACCACUCACCACUACCACAACUACCUCCUCACCACCAACCAAGACCAAGACCAAGACCAACAACACCGUCGACACCAAGGAGAAGGGCAAGGAGAAGAAGAAGGAGAAGGAAAAGGACAGGUCAUUACAGCAAUGCCUCGCAGAGCAACACACGCGCUACCAAAAGGAGAUCGAGCGGAUCAAACAACAAUGUAUCAAUAUCUAUCGCCAGUCUUUGGAGGAUGUGCGUGCAGAUAUGAAGUUUAAGCUUGGGCAAGCAGGACGAGGAGGAGGGCAGACACGGCGUGGUAGAAGUACGACUGCCGUCACUGCCGUACCUGUGGCGGCAAUAGCAACUGCACAUUGA
Linnemannia hyalina is the source of this 1977-nucleotide messenger RNA. The record is from the annotation of a GenBank genome assembly. Lineage: Eukaryota; Fungi; Mortierellomycota; Mortierellomycetes; Mortierellales; Mortierellaceae.